UGCUGAAGGUGAUGUCACCAGAAAUCUCCUCGACUCCGUCGUGUACCGCGUGGGGCUCCUGGCGGCCCUGCGGUCGCAGAAGUUCCAGGGGAAGACCAUCGGUAUAAUGAUCACGGCCUCGCACAAUGUCCCCGAAGACAACGGCGUAAAACUCGUUGACCCCAUGGGCGAGAUGCUGGAGGCUGCCUGGGAAGUCUACGCAACGACUUUGGCCAACGCAUCCACCGACGAGCAGCUCUUCGAGGAGUACGAGAAACUCGCUGCACAGCUGAAAAUCAGCACCGAGAUCACCCCCAAGGUCAUCUUCGCGAGGGAUACCCGGGAGUCGGGGCCUGCCCUUGUCGAGUCCCUUACAGACGCGCUCAAGGCUACCGAUACGGAGUUUGUUGAUCAUGGAAUCUUGACGACACCGCAGUUGCACUACUUGGUGCGGUGCAUCAACACGGAAGGCACGGAGGAGGCGUAUGGAGAGGCCACGGAACAGGGCUAUUACAACAAGCUGGCAGAGGCGUACAAGAAGCUCAUGAAGAGGGUCCCCAGCUUGGGACAGGUCACGGUGGAUUGUGCGAAUGGUGUCGGUGCGCCGAAACUGCGGCGUCUUGUAGAGACCAUUGGGGCGGAUUUGUUGGAUUGUGCUGUGAUCAACGAUCAUAUCGACCAGCCGUCGAAGCUCAACUACCAGUGUGGAGCAGAUUUUGUCAAGACCCAGCAGCGUCUCCCACCUGCAUCCCACGUCGCACCUCUGGCCCGCUGCGCUUCCCUCGACGGUGACGCCGACCGCAUAAUCUACUACUUCAACGACAGCGAUGGCAACUUCCGGCUGCUGGAUGGCGACAAGAUCGCCACUCUUGCCGCCAGUUUCAUCGGCGAUCUCACCAAAGCCGCAGGCCUAACGUCGCUCCGCAUCGGAGUGGUGCAGACUGCCUAUGCCAACGGCUCGUCGACCUCUUACAUCACCAAGACGCUCGGCCUCCCCGUCGUCUGCACACCCACCGGCGUAAAACACCUCCACCACGCCGCUCUCAAAUUCGACGUGGGCGUGUACUUCGAAGCCAACGGCCACGGCACCGUCAUCUUCUCCAAAGGCGCCCUCCAAGACAUCGCCGAGCACACGCCCGAGUCUCCCGCGCAGGCGGUAGCCCUCGAGAGCCUCAAGGCGCUCGUCGACCUGAUCAACCAGACCGUCGGCGACGCCCUGUCGGACCUGUUGAUGGUCGAGGUGAUCCUGGCCCACAAGCGCUGGGGACCUAAGGAGUGGGACGGCACGUACACGGAUCUCCCCAACAGACUGGUCCGCGUUGAGGUGACGGAUAGGACCGUGUUCCUCACCACCGACGCAGAGAGGAAGCUGCUCGAGCCUGUCGGCGUCCAGGAGAAGAUCGAUGCCCUGGUCGGCAAGUAUAAGCAGGGCCGUGCGUUCGCCAGAGCCAGUGGUACCGAGGACGCCGUGAGGGUCUAUAGUGAGGCGGCGGAGAGGGGCGAGGCGGAGGAGCUGGCCAGGUUGGUCGCGGAGAUUGUCGCGCAGUACUAGGCGAAGACGGAAAAUGGGUACGAUGCUGGGUAGAUACAGGCUGUUUGUCUGUGGCUCGUCUGUCUGGCGCGGUUGAAGCUUGAAUACCAGAUUUGAAGGCUUUCUUGGUUGCGAGUGAUUGCGA
Messenger RNA from Tricharina praecox, 1655 nucleotides. RefSeq lists its product as uncharacterized. Gene Ontology annotation, biological process: carbohydrate metabolic process; UDP-N-acetylglucosamine biosynthetic process. NCBI's taxonomy places the organism in Eukaryota, Fungi, Ascomycota, Pezizomycetes, Pezizales, Pyronemataceae. Gene Ontology annotation, molecular function: phosphoacetylglucosamine mutase activity. The transcript is spliced from 3 exons. The record is from RefSeq and is a predicted model, not a curated record. Bases 107 to 1531 code for a protein of 474 amino acids.